Molecule: messenger RNA, 2789 nt
Organism: Megalopta genalis
Lineage: Eukaryota; Metazoa; Arthropoda; Insecta; Hymenoptera; Halictidae
Biological process (GO): signaling; centrosome localization; chromosome segregation
Cellular component (GO): cytoplasm; spindle pole centrosome; nucleus
Molecular function (GO): microtubule binding
Source: RefSeq, a predicted model, not a curated record
CCAAUCUGGGUGUACAACGUUAUUGGUUUGGCACCCAUAAGUGGACAUGUUUUUCCUGCAAUUGGUUUAGGCUAUCCUGUUUUGAAACUGUGGUAGCUGUUCGUUAGUUGCACCACGUAGCUUUAAUUCGUUUCUACAUAUUUAUUAAUGUCACGUGUUACAAUGUCCAAUUUUCAAAAGAAAUAUAAAACACCGGCUGCAAAUUUCGGGGAUCCAGCUGCGGCUCGAGUUAUUCGCGCUCAAAAGCAGCAAACGACACGUAAAAGUGAUAGGGCUGCGACUUUCACUAGAAACAGAAACGUACCGAAUGCUUCAGAAGUAGGAGAACUACCUGUUACAGAAGAUCGCAUGAAUAAGCUAUUGGAAUGGAAAGCAAAACGCGAUAAACAAAGAAGAAUAGAACAGAUGAACAGAAAGAAAGAAUUUGUAGUGCGUGGAGUCAGUAAAAACAUAUUUUCUUUACCUGCAGACAAUAUCGCUGAAAAACAGCCAUGUGCCCGCAAGAUAUCACCACCAAAGAGGAUCACGAAAGCAACAGAAAAGAGACUAUUACGUAAACAGCAAAGAGAAACAUCAAAAAAUGACAAAAAAGUUGCAACAAAAAAUGACAAAAGAGUUGCAACAAAAAAUGACAAAAGAGUUGCAACAAAAAAUGACAAAAAAAUUGCAACAAAAAAUGACAAAAAAGUUGCAACAGAAACGGGUAAUAAUACUAACAAUAAUUUCAAGUCUUUAAAAGAGCCUGAUCAAGAACUAUUAUUUGGGAAAACACACAUAACAUUUGAUGACUGUUCUCAGAAGAAUAGUAAUAAUAGUAUUGUGGAGACUCAUAAUAAUGAUAUUUCACGCAAGUCAGAACAUAAUGAUUCAUCUAAUGAGCCAGCUUUCUUUUCACCAUAUGUAGUAUCCAGUCGUGGAAAAAGGAAUGCUAGAAAUGAAGAGCAAAUGAAACGUGGUUUAAGUCUUAACUGUUCAUUAAAGGACAAUAUUCCUACAAAGGAUACUAUCAUCAAGAACCUUAAUAUCUCGGUUGAGGAGGAAGAACGAACUGCACAGUAUUUUCACUUUCUUUUAAAUAAAGAAAUAGAUAGGCUAAAUGAAUUGUGUGAUAAAUGGACUGCAAUAAAAGAAGAAUCAGGUAUUACAGAAGAUGGUCAAUAUCAUAUUCAACAAGCUAUUGGGCAAACGACUUUGUUGAUAAGUAAGAAGUUCGAAAGAUUUCGUGGUUUAGUUGCCGAUUGUGAAACAGGGAAAGGAACAAUGUUGGUUACAUGUAAAGAUUUGCAGGGUUUUUGGGAUAUGAUGUAUAUGGAAAUAAAAAAUUGUGAUUCAAGGUUUAAUACGUUGGAACAAUUACGUUCACAAGGCUGGAAAGAGAAAGAGUUAUAUGUUGUUAGCAAGCUUCCAAAAAGAAAUAAAACUGCAGUAAAAAAGAAAGUAGUACCUAAAAAGGCAAGCUCAUUCAGAAAUUUCAUAGUAAGAAGAAGAAAAGAAAGAGUGGAAGGAGCAGUAAACACUAAUGAUAUGGAAGUUCAAAUCAUACACAACGAAAACAAAACCGAAAGGUCAACUGGUUGUAAUGAUAGUAAACCUUCCUCUGUUAAGCACAAGGUCAGUAAGACAAAGUCAAGUUUGUUGCACGAAGUACAGUUGUUAGCCGCGAAAAAACAACGAAGUUCUUUAGCCAGAAUGAAAAUAAGUCAAAUUUACAAAACGCCACAAGUAACGUUGGACAAUACAAUAUUCUACAUAAAUUCUGACCAAACUCCGAAAAAGAGUAUAUUGAAACAACCAAGGAAGUCAAAUGAGAUAGCAUCUAGUUCCAAGUCAGUACAUAAAGUUAAUUUUGAUGACUCUGUAGCUUUAAAUGAAAUUCCUAUUUCCGAAGAAAUACAAACAAAAAUGGAUUUAGCUGCAGCAUUAUCAAGAAUAGAUGAUCUUAAUUUUAAUGAUAGCAUCGAAGAUGAUGUGCCGGUACAUGCAAAUUUGAGACUUACCUUUGAUGAUAGUAGCUCUGAAGAAUGUAAAGAUGUGUCUGACACGAGUAUGCAUUCUGAGAAAGAGAAAUCAACCAAUGAAAGUAUAAACAUGCCAUUAGCAAAAGUUGAAUCUGCAGAAACAUUAGAAUCACACAUGCUACUUAAUAACUCUAUUGAUUCAUGGCCACGGAGAACUUUAAGAAGACAACUAGCUAUAGAUGAAAGUGCGGGAGAUACAACGUUAACCGUUGUAUCUUCUACACCGUUCAAUGAAACGGUUGGUUAUGUAGAUUUAAAUCUAAUACGUAGCUUGGAUGCUGAAGAGGAAACACAUGAACAUAAUGAAACUGUAAAAGUCCUAAGGAAUAGAAGUAUUACCGCGACAAACACAUUAACACCAAGGAGGAGAUCUAGGAAAAUGUCUACAAACAAACAAUUAGAAUUUAAAGAGAACAUUGAUUCGAAAGAUGGUUUAUCUGAUGAUAUUUCCACUAUCAGGUUAAAUGCAAAUAGCAAGACGAAAAAGUUUAAGAGGAGCAUUAAAUUUUCUGGCAAAGAAGAAAAAAGUAAUAUUUACACAGAAAAAGAAGUGUUCCCUACAACUCCCCAUGUCAGGAGUAAAACUCAAUCUAACAAUAAGAAGAAGAGAAGAACAACUUCUGAAAAUCCUAUGUCAAUUGGUUCACCAGCUCCUAAAUCCACCAGAAGAUCGCUAAGCAGAAAUAGAGUCACUUCUGCAUAGUAAUUAAAUUUUCUAAUUAUAGCAUGUAUUUAAUUAAAUCUGUUUAUUUAUGCCAUCAAAACACAGUA